AUGCUGGCAGCUCUAAAGCCGUGCUUACCACGGCGCCUCGAUCGUGUCCUCUGCACUGCAUUGCACCCAUCCGCAGCGCACCGCGCGCUCCAGCCAGUCCAGUACCGAGUCUUAGUUCUCUUGGAUCAGGCUCAGGCCGCCGCCGGAACCGCAUGGAUCCGCGGAUUCACCGCAAAUUCCGGCGGAGAUUCAGGGAACGGGAGUAAUGCAGGAAGCACGAAGGGGGAUUCGGCGGCGGAUGCGCCGAGUGCAAGCGGAAAAGGAGAUUAUGUGACAAGGGGACUCGAGGGGGAAGUAGUUGCGGAAGGCGCAGGGGAAUCCGCGCGCGUGGCGGAAGCAUCGGCGGAAGGCGCGGGGGAAGCGGCGGGGGAAGCCGCCGCUAGUGAGGCGUCGGCGGAAGCAGUGGGGGAGGAAGUCGCAGCCGAUGCCGUAGCGCACGCAGGGUACCAUGGCGCCCGGCGCGGCCGCAUUCGACGGCGUGAUUCGCGGAUCAAAUCCGCCACGGAAGUCAGGGGAGCCGCUUCCGCUCCCGCCGCAGCGGCUGCUAACGCUGACGCGGCUGCGCAUGGGGAAGGGAAUCCCGUGGGGGGAAUUGCGGGGGAAAAUGCCCGCGCGUCCGCGGAGGGCGGGGCGGAAUUCGUCAUGGGGGAAGGCGCAGCGGGGGAAGGAGCAGGGGAAGGCGGGGGGCUGGCGGAGGAGACGUCCAUCGUCCCCGCGGGUCCGCGCCCUGAGCAUUACCCCAAAGUGCUCGCGAUUCCGCUCACGCGCAGACCACUAUUCCCAGGCUUCUACGUCCCCGUUAUAGUCAAGAACCCCAAGUUGGUAGCUGCACUGCAGGAGUUGAAGGCGCAAGGAACGCCCUAUGUGGGCGCGUUCCUCGUGCGAGAUGACCAUGCUGCUUCUUCCCAUUCUUCUGCUGCAUCCACCGCUGCUGCUGCCGCUGCUGCUGGCGAUCCCUCAGCUGGUGCAGCAGGAGCAGAGGGAGCAGAGGGAGCAGCGGCAAGCAGCAGCAGGAGGCGCGAGUUGGGACCAGAGAGGAGUGACGGCGUGGGGGAGGAGUGGGGCAGGGGGGCGGUCGGUGGGGAGGGAGCAGGGGCGGGGGGAGGGCAGGCGGAAGGGGGGGCGGAAGGGGCAGGUGUGGGGUUGGGCGAGGGGGGAGGAGAGGGGGAAGGUGUUGCGGGUGGGGGUGGAGGGGAGGCGUUUAUCAAAGGAGGGGAGCUGUAUAACAAGCUGCAUGAGACAGGGACGUUCGCCCAGGUGAUGCAGGUGAUCAAGCCGUUGGAUGGGGACUCGGCGCAGGUGCUGCUGAUGGGGCACCGGCGGCUGAGGCUGACUGGCAUGGUGGCAGAGGACCCCCUUACGGUUACUGUGGACCAUGUCAAGGACCUCCCAUACGACAGCAACAGCGUGAUGAUUAAAGCCACGGUGAUGGAGGUGGUGAGCACGCUCAAGGACCUCGUGAGGCACAACCCGCUGUACAAGGAGCACAUCGCCAUGUUCGUACAGCACGUGGGCGAGUUCAACGCCUCCCGCAUGGCUGAUUUUGGGGCGGCACUCACCACUGCUGACGAGCCGACGCUACAGUCGGUCCUGGAAGAGCUGGAUGUGGGCAAGCGCCUGUCUCUCGCGCUCAUGCUGCUCAAGAAAGAAUUAGAGCUUGCCAAGCUGCAGGCCAACAUCGCCAAGGGCGUGGAGGAGAAACUGGCCGGGGAGAGCCGCAGAUACAUGCUGAUGGAGCAGCUCAAAGCGAUCAAGAAGGAGCUGGGGCUUGAGAAGGAUGAUAAGACUGCACUCAUUGGUCGCUUCAAGGAGAAGCUUCAGCCGUUUCAGAAGAACUGCCCGCCAGCAGCCAUGCAGGUGAUAGAGGACGAGAUGGCCAAGCUGCAGGGGCUGGAGGCGAGCUCGUCAGAGUUCAACGUGACUCGCAACUACCUUGACUGGCUCACGUCCAUCCCCUGGGGGCACUACAGUGAGGAGAACCUGGACGUGGUGCGGGCGCAGCAGGUGUUAGACGCUGAUCACUAUGGUCUGACAGACGUGAAGGAGCGAAUUCUUGAAUUUAUUGCUGUGGGAAGGCUCAAGGGCAGCACGCAUGGCAAGAUCAUCUGUCUGGUGGGCCCGCCAGGGGUGGGGAAGACGUCUAUUGGUCGCUCCAUUGCCAAUGCCCUGGACCGCAAGUUCUACCGCUUCUCUGUUGGAGGGCUGUCUGACGUGGCAGAGAUUAAGGGUCACCGGCGCACGUAUGUGGGCGCCAUGCCAGGCAAGAUGGUGCAGUGCCUCAAGUCCACGGGGGUGGGCAACCCGCUUGUUCUUAUUGACGAGAUUGACAAGCUGGGCAGGGGUCAUGCGGGCGAUCCAGCAGGGGCACUGCUGGAGAUGCUGGAUCCGGAGCAGAACGCAUCGUUUCUGGACCAUUACCUGGACGUGCCACUGGACCUCUCCAAGGUGCUCUUUGUAUGCACGGCCAACAUGCUGGAGACCAUUCCUGCGCCUCUGCUGGAUCGCAUGGAGGUGAUUCGUCUGGUGGGAUACAUUUCAGACGAGAAGACCCACAUUGCUCGAGGGUACCUUGAACCUGCCGCUCGCUCUGGGUGUGGUGUGAAGCCGGAACAGGUCCUGGUGACGGAUGGUGCACUGCAUUCGCUGAUUGAGACGUAUUGCAGAGAGGCGGGUGUGAGGAACCUGCAGAAGCACAUCGAGCGGAUUUAUCGCAAGGUGGCACUUAAGAUAGUGCGAAGGGAGGGGGAGAGGGAGAAGCGAGACAAGGUAUCUGCGGCUGCAGCAUCAGGACUACUAGAGGAUGGGGAAGAGGACAAGAAUUCCAGCGAGCGCAUGUAUGAUGAGACGCCCGUGGGUGUGGUCAUGGGUCUCGCCUGGACUGCCAUGGGGGGAUCAACCCUCUAUGUUGAAGCCACCGUCAUUGAGCAGGCAGCAGAGCGGGGAAGUCUCGAGCUCACGGGUCAACUGGGAGACGUGAUGAGGGAGAGCGCCACCAUAGCGCACACAGUCGCUCGGCAGAUUCUCACGCGGGCCGACCCCGGAAGCGAGUUCUUCCGGAAGACACGCAUGCACAUGCACGUGCCGGCAGGGGCCACACCCAAGGACGGCCCGAGCGCUGGCUGCACCAUGAUCACUGCCAUGCUGUCCCUGGCACUGGGGCGACAUGUGCGGGCGGAUUUGGCGAUGACUGGAGAAGUCACACUCACUGGGAGAGUCCUACCUAUAGGAGGGGUCAAGGAGAAGACCAUAGCCGCUCGGCGCAACGGUGUGAAGCUGCUUGUGUUCCCCAAGGCCAACCGCAAGGACUAUGAGGAGCUGCCAGAGCAUGUGAGGGAGGGGCUGGACGCACGGUUCGUGGAGCACUACGACGAGAUAUUUGAGCUUGCGUUUGGACGCAAAGUGGAGGAGAUGGGCGCUGCAGAGGUGGUGGCUGAUGCAGUGGCUGUGGAGCCUCAGAGGGAGAAGGCCGGUGCAAUUAUUGCAUCGUGA
This is a messenger RNA of Closterium sp. Yama58-4, 3489 nucleotides long. NCBI's taxonomy places the organism in Eukaryota, Viridiplantae, Streptophyta, Zygnematophyceae, Desmidiales, Closteriaceae. The record is from the annotation of a GenBank genome assembly.